AUGGGGGUGAAGCACGCACUGACCGUGGAGGGGAAGGCGAAAAAGCGUCCAUGCCAAGGUCGUUCAGGUCUGAAGGAGACCGGGAGAGGAGAUGCAGGCACUGCGGAGCUUCUCUCCAAGCGGAAGCUCGGGAUGAAAGGACGACUGGGCGACAAAUUCAAGACGCGCCAAAAUCAGCAGAAACUGACAAAGUCUCGAGAAGCAGACGCAACAGACGACGCGGCAGAGUCCGAUUCCGAGAUCUCCGAAUCUGCCCUUGGCCUUGAGGCCUUCAGCGAGGCGGACCUGGACCGAGAGGAAGGAGUGGAAGAGGGAUUCGACGAAUCAGAAGACGACGAAGCGGAAGGCGAUCGAGACGAAGAGGAGGACGAGAACUACGAAGGCGCCCAGUGGCUUGCGGACGAGGAAGAAGAGUGGGCCUCGUCGGAAGACGAAGCGCCCGCACACUCGGACAGCGAACCGUGGCGUGCGCCCUCGGGUGUCUUUGCAGACAGUCCUGCGGCGCAGAAGGCGUUUGAAGGAGUCCUGAAGAAGCGCGUGAUGAAGGACAAGGAGUUUCUCUCGUUUCUGCUGCAGGAAAGUGCGAAGCAGGGUGUCACCUUGUCGCCGGAAGCAAGCGACAGCGAAGAGGAAGCAGCCGCCGAGGACGCGUCAGAGGAAGACGUUCCACGCGACGCCCGGCUCGUCGUGGAGGACGAAGAAGAAACGCCGCAGAACCUCCUCACCGCCGACCGGUACGAGCAGUUAUGCCAUCUCGUAGGGAUCGCCUCGGCAGAGACGCAGCGCGUCGAGGAGAGCGCAGAGAGAGAGGAGAGAGUGCUGCCGUCGCUGCGGAGUCUGCAGCUCUUCUUGGGGGCCUUUCGAUCCGCUGUCAGACAGACAGGAACUCGCCGCGACGCCUCCGCUGCUACCGGCCGAGCCGGCGAGAGAACGAAGGACGACGCAAAGUACCGAGACGGCAAGAAGCAUGGCUCUGAAGAGAAGAAGAGGUCGGCUACCUCGGGCACUGGCGCGGGCGACUGCAACAAGAGGCGCGGGCCGGCGGAGCGCAAGAGCUUCUUUUUGCUGCGCGACGAAGACCUGCGGUUCACGGUGCUUCUUCGAACGGUGCAGCAACUUCCACGAAUCGUCAGGAACUUCCUUGCGACGCCGGAGAGACCCCAGAGCGGUUCUUCGGAGUCGGGUGCGCAGAGCGGCGAGACAGAGGCACCGCAGGCCUGUACACGGGGCGACGUUUCGCAGCUCGUGGCGUCGCCGAACUGGAGACGCUUGCGUCUGCCGCUUCGCUGGUUUUUCGCGGAUCUCUGCGAGUUGCUGACUGCGCUGCAAAGUCUGUCGAGCUGCGCGACGCGGGGGAAAGAGACGCUCGUUCAACUGCUUCUCUGCCUCGCGAGGACAGCCGACGAGACGCUUCCUUUGCUCCUCGAACUCUCGGGUGCGAUCCCCCGAAACUUCCUCCUCACCGUCGCCCGGUGCUGGGCGUUCACGAAGAACGCGAAGGAGCAACUUGCGGCCUUCGCGAGUCUGCGCCGCCUCCUGCUGCUUCGCCAGAGAGCUUUCACUGGCGCCGCGCAGGCCGCGCGAACGGCGAAGCGUGGCGAGAAGAAGAGACAGCAGAGGAAGGGAGAGAAGACGAAGGCGGAGACUGCAGACGAGAGCGAACGAGGCUGUGCAGCCUUGAAGGAAGAGGCGAAAGUUCAGGAAAUGCUGCAGACACUCUUGAGGGUAUUCCAGCAGGCGACGUCGAGGAACGUCGGUAGCAACGGGAGUCGAACGUGGAGAGGCGCGAACCGCAUGCAGCUGCUGCUCAACGAGUACCUGGAGCUCCUGCGCUUGGCCGACCCAAGAGUCGUCUACCGCGUAGCGUUCCAAAGCAUUCGCGAGAUGGCGUUGACGGUGCGGAGUGUGGUGGUGAUUUCGAGUCAAGCGACGCCGAAGGGGAAGAAGACGAAGACGGCGUUUCUCCAUGCCCGGCGCUUGGCGGCAUCGCAGAAGCUUCUGUACUCAUGGUCGUUUCUCUCGACUGCGCGUUUGUGGAGUGCCGCGUUCGCGUCCUGCGUCUCUCUCCGUCCUCUCGCCUUCCCCCUCGUCACGCUUCUCUGCGCGGCUCUGAAGGGGAAGCUGACGGCUCUCGCCUUCGCGCCUUUCUGUUGGAAUCUUCUCAGCGUUCUCCACCAGACUGCGUUGUCUACGAAUCUCCUCGUUCCCCUCAACUCGUACCUCUUCGCCUCCGUUGAGCUCCUUCUCCGACACCAAAGUCUCCUGUCCAGCGACCGGUACACCGGGAAGCGGGCGCGCCUGGAGAUGCAGGAGCGACAGAACAAGAAGAAAAAGAAAAAGCGAGUCGGACAGAAAAACGACGGAGAGAAAGACAGCUUGCAACUCCAACACAGCCGCGCGGCAGAUCCAGAAGUCGCACUCAGACUCUCCGCCGCCCAGCAAGACGCCCUGCAUGUGAUCGACGGCCUCGUCGGCCAUUUCCAGCGUCUCCUCACUGAGCACUUGGGCUACCUCGUCCUUCACCCUGCCUUCCCUGAGAUUUCUCUCCCCAUCAAACGAAGUUUACGCAGAACUGUGAAAAUGAGCAAGAGUCAAGCAGUUGCUCGCUCUCUCAAAGCUCUCAUCGGAGCGAUCGAAAGUUCCGCCGCUGUGGUCCAGUCUCUGCGCUGUACUUUGAAAGAUCUCCCUGUCGGUGCGGUCGAGAUCUUCACGGAAAAAAAACAAAAGGCUUCUCUUCCUCUCUUCCUUCUCAGGCAACAAGUUGUAGAGGAACGGAGAAAGUUCGUGGAAGAAAAGGUGCAAGGAGAAUUGUCUGCGGCCGCAGAACGAAAACAAGCCGAGAGCGACGCAAUGAAGACGCCUAGACAGCUGAAGCGCGAGCGACAGAAGCAGCGGAAGCAGGCGGAACGCGUCGAGAUGGAGGAGCUGUCGAGGUCGACAGCCAGUGCGAAGAGAAAACGUAUGCGAGAGGACUCCGGUUCGCGAGACGACAGAGGCAGUGGAGGACAAAGUGCAAAGAGAGAAAAAGCCAGCCCGCUGCGCAAGCACGAAGAACCUGCAGGCGAGGACGACAUUUUGGACGAAAUCGGCAGCGACUUGGACGACCUGUGA
This is a messenger RNA of Toxoplasma gondii ME49, 3111 nucleotides long. RefSeq names its product Noc2p family protein. NCBI's taxonomy places the organism in Eukaryota, Apicomplexa, Conoidasida, Eucoccidiorida, Sarcocystidae. The transcript has 7 exons. The coding region runs from base 1 to 3111 and encodes 1036 amino acids. The record is from RefSeq and is a predicted model, not a curated record. Gene Ontology annotation, cellular component: Noc1p-Noc2p complex; Noc2p-Noc3p complex; nucleoplasm. Gene Ontology annotation, biological process: ribosomal large subunit biogenesis.